Penicillium soppii is the source of this 1050-nucleotide messenger RNA. RefSeq names its product Zn(II)2Cys6 transcription factor domain-containing protein. The record is from RefSeq and is a predicted model, not a curated record. The transcript has a single exon. NCBI's taxonomy places the organism in Eukaryota, Fungi, Ascomycota, Eurotiomycetes, Eurotiales, Aspergillaceae. Gene Ontology annotation, molecular function: DNA-binding transcription factor activity, RNA polymerase II-specific; zinc ion binding. Bases 1 to 1050 code for a protein of 349 amino acids. Gene Ontology annotation, biological process: regulation of DNA-templated transcription.
AUGCCCGCUGACCGUUCAAAACGGCUCACGUUGCGCAGAUCAUGCCAAGCCUGCGUCAAAAGCAAGCGACGUUGUGAUCAGGGGUGGCCCAGAUGCGGCAGAUGCUUGGGCAAGGACAUCAACUGUGAAUAUGUCAAUGCACCUUUUACAGUAACAUCUACUGGAAUAUCACCCGCCUGGCAAUAUAUGGGCGUUGACUACUCAAUCGCAAAUGCGACUUUCACGCCACAAAUUCUCGCACCACUACAACUAGAAAUGAUGAAAGAACCUGAUCCGAAUAUCAUUCAACUUCUCGUGGCCGGGCUGCGCGAUUUGCCGGUCAAAUUUGCACAAAACAACAAGAAUAUUUUCAUCCACCCCGAUCUGUAUACGAACGUUCUGCCGAUCCCUGUCCGGGAGAUCCACAGUAUUUGCAAACUUAACAUACAAACUGGAGAAUCCAGUCGAGUGACCUUCAUCCUUUCAUCAAUGCUCCGACAGCACUCGGCGAAGAUAUAUCGGCGACUGAAUCAAGCUGCAUCAUUCGAAGAGCUACUAGGAUAUAGCCAAGCAUUCGUAUUAAUCCAAUGCAUCUUGCUUUUCAACGAAGACGGCACCAAACGUCCAUAUUCGGAAGUGAUCAGUGCCAUGCUCGCAGGAGUCGCCGGCAAACUAUUUCAACAAGCACCCAUUCAACUUCCGCACGCCCUCAGUCCUAGACGUGCUUGGCUUUUUGCUGAGAGCGUUCGGCGAACGAUCAUCGUAUGUUUCAUGUUACGCAGUGCGUACUCUUUGAACACCAGGAAAUAUUCAGUUCGGACGCCGUUUGUGGAUUCAUUGCCCUUUGAUCUACGGACCAACUUGUGGGACAAUGAUUCGGACAUAGCGUGGCAAGAUGCGCUCUCUGACUCCCGUGAUUCUAUGGUUUCAUUACAUGAGUGGUCUGAUGGACUGGCAGCGGGCCGUGUUUAUGAUGUUUCUUCUUUUAGUGCCUUGAUCCUUGCGGCUUGUAAAGGUCGAGCCGUUUUUAUGAUCCCGACUCCCCCUGUGGACUAUCAUAUGGACCGUUGA